Suillus discolor is the source of this 1527-nucleotide messenger RNA. RefSeq lists its product as uncharacterized. The transcript is spliced from 8 exons. Bases 190 to 1485 code for a protein of 431 amino acids. The record is from RefSeq and is a predicted model, not a curated record. NCBI's taxonomy places the organism in Eukaryota, Fungi, Basidiomycota, Agaricomycetes, Boletales, Suillaceae.
UGUGGCCAGUACAGUUGAAUGGAUCCGAAAUCGACAUAACUGGAAGCGCGUUUGCCACCUUGCUCCGCGAAGAAUUCCUGGCGAAUGGUCUGACUUUCAGUAUGUAUCUCUACUUGAGUUACCGAGUGGUUUGUAAAAUGGGAUAAUGAAGUCCAGAACGAUGCUUUCAAAGUUCUCGAUAUCGGUGGGAUGCUCAGUGGAAUUACAGCUGCAGGAUUUACCUUUGGUCUUCCCGGAACAUUCAAUUUUAAUGGUGCAAAAUACAACAUAUCCACUCAGGGGGUCGUGCCUACCAUCGAGGCAUUUUCCGGUUCGAAUGGAAUUCCGGAUGCUAAUGGUACUCGUCUCGGGUUUUCUGGUGGAAAUAUCACGGUCAACACAGGAAUUGUACCCGGAUCAUACUCCAGGGCACCCAUUCCCCAAGGUUUCAGCACGAACUAUUCCAUGUGGCAACAAGGGUUAACAGUGAAUGUCAGCUGCCGGGCCAUUGACUCAAGCCAAACGCAGUACCUUUGGAACACGAACAACUCUAACGUCAUCUAUAUCAACCCAGCUGCUUCGAGCAACAACUCCAUUACCGGUCUCCGUUUGUGGAAUAUCAGUGCAAACUGUGGUAACAAUACCUCGACAGCGUACGAAUAUGUGACCAUGGUGGAUGCAAAUGGAAAUGGAAACUUAUCAGGGAAUGGCUUUCUUCCAUCUGUUGUGUGCCCAGGAUCAACAGAUGUGAACCAAACUUAUACAAGCUUCACCAUUUUUACGCAAGGGUUUUACAAGUAUGAGUCCCUUAAAGCAAGCGUGUGUGAAGUGGUUCCCCUGUUGACCAGAGUCCGCGCCGAUUAUUCCAACGAACAAAUUUCUUCCGAAGUCAUUUCAUCCACUCCUUUCCAUUCAGAGAAUGUCGAGCUACUGUCAUUUAUCGCUGGAGUUGCCAAAUAUCAGUUGAUCAACUCGCAGGGACUUACGAGCAGCACGAUUGGGGAUACCCUGUACUUCAUAUAUUCCUCAGCCACUACCCAAUACGUCAAUGAAAAUCUUAAUGACACACAGGUUUACCUUGAGCUCGAGAAUUACUGGCGUGGUGUUGUUGAAUUUUCUGCCACGUUUCUUCGCUCCAGGUUUAUGGCUACAGGCAGCUUCCCCGAUAAUAUCAUCCCGAAUAACCUCUCUUCGCCAGUCAACGGGACCAUGUUCAUAUCGACAAUAGGCUGGACUCGCUGGACUAAGAACUCGCCGACAUAUCUGCUCGCUACAAUACCGCUCACCAUUAUCACCAUCCUCACUUUCGCCUGCACAUUCUACAGUAUUCUGGAGUAUCAUCAUGAACCAUGUGCUGGUGAUAAACUCGUACUCUCGCACAUCAAGACUGAGAUCGAGAAAAAUGGGGGCGAUGUUCACCCGAGGGACCUCAAGUCCACUGACCUUAGAAAGCAGGAGGUGCAUGUGAGAGAUGUCAAACCGGUGCAUGUGGAAAAUGUUACAUAAGGUCUUGUUUGACAUUUGCAGGGCACGAUGUCGAACUAUAGA